AUCACAUGCGUUUGCCGGCCGGCGUUAAGAGGAAGGCUGUAUAAAGUUGGGCGUUUCAUUGGAGGGAACAGGAAACUAUCCUUUUUGAAGUACUCAAAGGCAAGAUAAGUGUUGCGAAGAAAAGUUGACCAGUCCAAACCACCAACAUCAGCCAAGACUUGCUUACUAGGGCUUUUAUCCCAAUUCGGAACUGCUCACCAAGAUCAAGAUGGCUUACCGAGGAGCGCAGAAAGUUCAAAAAGUGAUGGUUCAGCCCAUUAACCUGAUAUUCAGGUACCUGCAAAACCGUAGCCGAGUUGCAGUCUGGCUGUAUGAGAACGUCAACAUGAGGAUCGAAGGCCACAUCAUCGGUUUCGACGAGUACAUGAACCUGGUGCUGGAGGAGGCCGAGGAGGUCAAUGAGAAGCACAAGACCCGCCGCCAGAUCGGUCGAAUUCUGUUGAAGGGCGACAACAUCACACUCAUCCAGCAGGUGGAAAGUGGUAAUGAUGCGUAAGCAGUGGCAGAUGUGCGCUCAUUCAUGCGACAUUUCCAUCACACGAACAUUGUCUUGCGUUCCGGAUGAGCAGGGAAGCGUCUUGCGGACAAUGUGCGUUGGGGAAGGACUGGUUCGUGUUGGCCUCAUUUUGUGUAAAAGUGGACCCGUGUUCAGUGCAGUAUAUAGAACUGUCGAUUCCAACUUGUUUCUUAUCAAAGCAGCAACACCCGUUCUCGAUUUCGAGGAUGCCUUUUUUUACUCAGCAUGGCUUUUCUGUAAAAGGGGAAGUGCCGUUUAUGAGUCGCAUUAUUGUGGUCGACAACCUCGAUCUAGAUAAGCGUGUAAUUCUGCUUUUGGUCGCACGUGGUGCAGUGCUUCAGUACAAGGACACUUUGUGUUUGACAAUGUUGUGAGUGCGAUUUUGAACAUUUGGAUCGUUGUCACCAAACGCCAGGUCCGGGGAUCUUUUUCGGCGCUCUCGGACGAUGUAUGAUGCGUGUCGUCGGUCAAGGAGCCGAGGCUGAAAGCGUGUAACGGCUGGAUGUAUGUAGCGGUCAGAUGCACCGCGUCAAGCCCGUUAGCGUGGGUCAUCUCGUACCUGCUGUGUAAUACACAAGGCAUCAUUUCAACAUGCAAAUCUCGCGUACAUUUGGCGAACGGAUUUCACUAAUACAGAACAGAUGUGCUUA
Pollicipes pollicipes is the source of this 1167-nucleotide messenger RNA. RefSeq names its product Small ribonucleoprotein particle protein SmE (gene SmE). Gene Ontology annotation, cellular component: spliceosomal complex. Gene Ontology annotation, biological process: mRNA splicing, via spliceosome. The transcript has 3 exons. Lineage: Eukaryota; Metazoa; Arthropoda; Thecostraca; Pollicipedomorpha; Pollicipedidae. The coding region runs from base 209 to 496 and encodes 95 amino acids. Gene Ontology annotation, molecular function: RNA binding. The record is from RefSeq and is a predicted model, not a curated record.